Postia placenta MAD-698-R-SB12 is the source of this 3030-nucleotide messenger RNA. RefSeq lists its product as hypothetical. The coding region runs from base 1 to 3030 and encodes 1009 amino acids. Lineage: Eukaryota; Fungi; Basidiomycota; Agaricomycetes; Polyporales; Adustoporiaceae. The record is from RefSeq and is a predicted model, not a curated record. The transcript has 12 exons.
AUGCCGGGACUCAUCGUACUCGACGCUGCGACUCGCGAGGAAGAGCAGACCGAACGUGAGGAAGGCAGCAUACGUUGUGCCUGCGCUUUUGCAGAGCUUCGCUGGCGUCAGGGCAUAGGCAAGUUGCUGGGCGAGUUCGAGAGCGCAUUGCAUGGUCAUGUCAUCGCUACAGAUGCCAUAAAUGGUAACAAUUUGUGCGACGACGAAGGCGACAAACACAAGCUUGACGAAUCGAGUUUCGAAAGAUUCUGGUCGAAGGCGUGGAACGAACGGCUGACUUUUAGGAAGAGGGGGUGGGCCUCCAAGACGAUGAAGACGCGAAGCUCUGGAGGAGACGAAGUCGUGCAAGACAACUGGGAUACAUUCAGCAAGGACGUGAAUGACAUAGAGUACCUACAUAACCCUUCCGGCCGAUGUAUGUUUGAAAGACUGGAAUUCCAGGAUCUCCCGCUUUCAGAGGAGCCAUCGAUCUACCGGGAGCUAGCGAUAUAUGACCAGCUAGCGGCCGACUUCUCCUGGCGAGGCGUCGAUCGGUCAAUCGCCUGGGUCGAAGCCAUGAGACAGGAAGAUGCAGUAGCAUUGCACGCAAUGCAAGUCCCCGUUGACGGGGACCCUCCUCCUGCAACUCCUGAUGAAGAGGUUGUAGAAGCCGGCUGGGGAGAUGACCCAGAGCCUGAUUUCUCAAUGGCACCGGUGGUUCGUCCACCUGUCGUUGCUGACGAAAUCAAGGUCGUAGUCUUUGACCUGUACGGAGUGAUCUUGCAUACCAUAGACGGCUUAACGCGACUAUACCUCGAGGCUGAAGCCCAUCUCAUUCGUGAUAGACCUGACGUGCUUGGAGAACAGUUGGUCCAUGCUGCGCUCAGGGACAUGUUGUGUACUGUCGGCCUGUGUCUUGCAGAUGACAUAAUACGAGAGAAGGAGUGGGGAUUUGAGACGAUGAAGCCGCGAAGCUCUGGUGGAGACGAAGCUGUUCAAGACAACUGGGAUACAUUCAGUAAGGACGUGAAUGACGUAGAGCACCUGCACGACCCCUUUGGCCGAUGUGUUUUUGAGCGGUUAGAGUUCAAGGAUCUCCCGCUGACAGAGGAGCCAUCGAUCUACCGAGAGCUAGCGAUAUAUGACCAGCUAGCGGCCGACUACUCUUGGCGGGGUGUCAAACGAUCAAUUUACUGGGUCGAAGCUAUGCGAAAUUUUGCCAAUGAAGGGUCGUUUGUCAAGCACCCGGUGCACCCGGUAGACCAUGCGGAACUGUGCUCAGGGGAGCCCCCGUCGUUCUCUGCUGACUUGAAGGAGGAUGCAGUAGCAUUGCGUGCAAUGCAAAUCCCCGUUGAUGGGGAUCCUCCUCCUGCAUCCGCAGUUGAAGAAGUCGUAGAAGCCGGCUGGGGAGACGAACCCGAACCGGAUUUCUCAUCGGCACCUGAGGCUCUCCCGCCUGUAGUCGCAAGCGAAGUUAAAGUCAUUGUUUUCGACCUGUACGGAGCGAUAAUGGACCGUCAAGAGGCUCUGCGCCGUGCUCUGAGCACGUUUAUCCCUUUGGACCCCCACCAGCAUACUGUAGACGACCUAUCAAGAUUAUACCUGGAUGUCGAAGCCCAUCGCAUACGCGAAAUGCCUGAUACCUCUGACGAUGAUUUGGUGCGUGGGACCCUUAGCGAUAUCCUGCACAUCAUCGGUCUUCAUCCUGCGGGAGACAUGGUGCAGCGUGCCCUCGAUGCCAUACGCCCAGCUCCCUACGUCGAUGUCCCCGACGCCUUGAGGACACUGCAGCAGCGUGGCUAUAAGCUGCUGUGUCUUGUUUCUUGCGAUGCGUCUCACGUCUCGGAGACUGCGUCCUUUCUGCCUCCUGAAGUCCGCACACUCUGUGUCUCAACAGCUCAUCUACAUACCCCAUCGGAAGGUGUAUGCUCCCAAGUGGUCGAAGAAUGCCAGUCAAUUGUCCCGGAGAUCAAGAACACUGAGAUUCUCCUUGUCACAACCGGGCUAUACAGGAUCGUUGAGCUUGCGAGUGCAGCUGGGAUACCGACCGCACUGGUCCAGCGGCCGAGUGUAGACGAAGCUCGGCUCGAGCGUGCGACGGGGCAAGAUGAACUAUCGUCGCCUACGAUGACUAUUGGAGGACUGGGAGAGCUGUGCGACAAGCUGGCUUUGAUGCGCUCGGAGAGUCUUUGUCAUAGAGAACCCCCGUUAUUCUCUGCUGCUGUGAAGGAAGAUGCAGUAGCAUUGCACGCAAUGCAAGUCCCCGUUGACGGGGACCCUCCUCCUGCAACUCCUGAUGAAGAGGUUGUAGAAGCCGGCUGGGGAGAUGACCCAGAGCCUGAUUUCUCAAUGGCACCGGUGGUUCGUCCACCUGUCGUUGCUGACGAAAUCAAGGUCGUAGUCUUUGACCUGUACGGAGUGAUCUUGCAUACCAUAGACGGUCUAAUGCGACUAUACCUCGAGGCUGAGGCCCAUCUCAUUCGUGAUACCCCCGACCUAUUUGGAGAACAGUUGGUCCAUGCUGCGCUCAGGGACAUGUUGUGUACUGUCGGCCUGUGUCUUGCAGACGACAUAAUACGGUGCGCCCUCGAUGCCAUACGCCCAGCUCCCUACGCCGAUGUCCCCGAUGCCUUGAGGACACUGCAGCAGCGUGGCUAUAAGCUGCUGUGUCUUGUUUCUUGCGAUGCGUCUCACGUCUCCGACACUGGGACCUUUCUUCCUCCUGAAGUCCGUACGCUCUGCGUUUCUACAGCUGAUCUACAUACCCAAACGGAAGGUGUAUGCUCUCAAGUGGCAGAAGAAUGUCGAUCAAUUGUCCCGGAGAUCAAGAACACUGAGAUUCUCCUUGUCACAACCGGGCUAUACAGGAUCGUUGAGCUCGCGAAUGCAGCUGGGAUACCGACCGCACUGGUCCAGCGGCCAAGCGUAGACGAAGCUCAACUUGAACGCAAGACGGAGCAAGGCGAACUGUCGUCGCCUACGAUGACUGUUGGAGGACUGGGAGAGUUGUGCGAUAAGCUGGAUCUGAUGCGCUCAGGGAGUAUUGGUUAG